Molecule: messenger RNA, 483 nt
Organism: Pipistrellus nathusii (Nathusius's pipistrelle)
Lineage: Eukaryota; Metazoa; Chordata; Mammalia; Chiroptera; Vespertilionidae
Source: the annotation of a GenBank genome assembly
AUGCUGUGCCGUCUGCCCUCCAGGCUGCCAGCCAGGAUGUGGGGCAGGACUUCGGAGAAGCAGUCAUGGAGGCACAGCAAUCAGACCCCUUCCCCAUGUCUUAUCCAUAGACUUGACCACAUCGUGAUGACAGUAAAGAGUAUCAAAGACACCGCCACGUUUUAUUCCAAAAUUCUGGGCAUGGAGAUCAUAACAUUCAAGGAAGACAGGAAAGCACUGUGCUUUGGAGACCAGAAAUUUAACCUUCACGAAGUGGGAAAAGAAUUUGAACCCAAAGCUGCUCACCCAGUUCCUGGCUCUCUGGACAUAUGUCUGAUUACAGAGGUACCUUUGAGUGAAAUGGUCCAGCACCUCAAGGCUUGUGAUGUCCCUAUUGAGGAGGGUCCAGUCCCCAGAACGGGGGCAAAAGGGCCCAUUUUGUCCAUCUACUUCCGAGACCCUGACGGAAACCUGAUUGAGGUGUCCAACUAUAUUUCCCCAUGA